AAGUAGUGGUUUGCUCCUCAUGCAGUCAUACGGGAAUUUAGCUUUAGUUUAUUUUAAGCGCACGUGCUCUUGGUCUUUAAGCAACUAUAAGGUAUAUGUUCACAAUACUAAAGCUACAGCAUCACACAAAAACAAAAUACCAAAUAAACACAUAUUACACACAUAUACAAAAAACAUUGAUCGUAAACGUAUAUUUUUUCACUGAAGAAAAUAAAUACAAUUAUCUUUUUUGUAACAUUGUGAUUUUUGCGUAGCUUUCGGAUCAUAUUCGUUAAAAAUGGGGAAAAAAGGCAAAAAAGGCGGCAAAAAAUCAGGCGGUAAAUCUGGCAAGUCGGGUGACAAAAGCGCAGUCGCUUCCAACGGGGGCGAAAAUGAAGAGAAAGAAACACCCAAAGAAGUCCUGCUCAAAAAUGAACUCGAUUCACUCACUCAAGAAUGCGAAAAGGUUCGCAAUCAGGUCGAGUUAUUACGAAAGGAAAACGACUUCUUGCAACGCGAGUCAGAUCUAACUCGUAACGAGACUCACGAAUAUAUGUCUUACAUGAGCAAGCGAGCGAAUAAGAGACAGGAAACUAUCGUAUCUUUAAAUGAUUGGAACCAGAAAGAGCUCGAGGAUCUGAAUCUGCAGAAAAAGAAGCUACUUGAAAAGUAUGAACAGGAAAAACAGAGACUGCGGGACAUUGUGUUCCAGAAAGAACAGCAACUGCAGAAGAUCAAAACUGAUAUCGAAGAUCUAGGAAAAUACCGAGUUUUACAAGAAGAACAGCGUCAAAAAAUUGACGAGCUCAAAGGCGAAGCUAUGCGUCAACGAGGCAUCCAAACCGAGAAAAUCCAAGAGAUCCGAGCCGACUGCUUAAAAGAGAAACAAGACUUCAAAUUCGAAUCGGAGAACCGAAUAGCUGAGAUGAAGAUGCAAGCUAGUCAAGAAGCCACCAGGUCUCUUCACUUGAGAACAACGGAAAUCAAGAGAGAAAACAGGAGUUUGAGACAAGAAUUAAUGGAACUCAUUCAGAAGUCACAAGCUUUGCAGAUUAACAAAAGAGAACUUCUGGAGCAGAGGAAAACUCUUCAGCAAGAAGAAGAAUACAGUUUAGACAUUCAGAAGAUGAAACAGAAAAGAAACCAGAACGAAGUCGCGGGUUAACUGAAAACUGAAUUUGUUUUAAUCGAUAAAAUCACCUGAUUUUUAAUUAUUUUACUGA
Messenger RNA from Symsagittifera roscoffensis, 1202 nucleotides. RefSeq names its product coiled-coil domain-containing protein 166-like. NCBI's taxonomy places the organism in Eukaryota, Metazoa, Xenacoelomorpha, Acoela, Convolutidae. The transcript is spliced from 4 exons. The record is from RefSeq and is a predicted model, not a curated record. Bases 278 to 1144 code for a protein of 288 amino acids.